This is a messenger RNA of Sinocyclocheilus grahami, 1541 nucleotides long. RefSeq names its product zona pellucida glycoprotein 3c (gene zp3c). NCBI's taxonomy places the organism in Eukaryota, Metazoa, Chordata, Actinopteri, Cypriniformes, Cyprinidae. Gene Ontology annotation, molecular function: acrosin binding. The record is from RefSeq and is a predicted model, not a curated record. Bases 22 to 1431 code for a protein of 469 amino acids. Gene Ontology annotation, cellular component: extracellular matrix. Gene Ontology annotation, biological process: binding of sperm to zona pellucida; positive regulation of acrosome reaction; egg coat formation. The transcript has 8 exons.
ACUUUAACCACAUUGAGAUGGAUGGACAGCCUCAGAAAAGUAAUGAAGCACAGAAACGGUAGUAGGAAAUUUCAGAGGAUGUGGCUGAACUGGCUUCUGCUUGUUUUUCUCAACACUGCUCAUUCAGUGAACUCAUUCUCUUUUGAAGCUGAUGACACUGAUCCAGAGGCAGAAUGGGACUCGAUGGAAAGUUUAACAUUAAGCGUAGAUGAAUAUGACCGUGAUUUGUUUAUGCCAAAAACCAAAAGGCUCUUAAACACGAUCCGUCCGCUAAAACUACCGGCGUCGGUACGAAUUCCAGCGGAUGAACUCUACAAGGAGCAUUUCACCCCUGAAAAGGGUGGUAAACCGAUGCCUCCGCUAGUCAAGUCAAUACUUCUUCCCGCAGCACCUACCGCGAUAUCCGGUACUCCGGUCUCCGGUGCGCCGAAGAUUGUGGAGGUUUUGUGUUACCUGGACCGGAUGUACGUGAGAGUCCUGAAGAGGUUUUGUACCAGUCCCGGCGCGUGGACGCACCUGAAACUGGGAACGUGUGCUGUUAAUAAAGCCACGGACACUCACUAUUAUCUUCUGUACUCUCUGAAAGAAUGUGGCGUAAAACGAGAGGAGGAUGCCAAUCGAGUGACUUACAUGAACACACUCCACUAUACACCAGCUGUCACCGGGUUGAUUGUGAGGGACCUGCCAUUUUCGAUGCCUAUUCGUUGUAGCUACACAAAGUUCCAUCGCUCUUAUCAGGUUGGAUUCCUACCCAAGAUAGCAGGUGGAACCAUUUACAGGGCCCUACAAACUCAAGCAGGGUUCUCCAUUAUGGCAAUGGACGCAUCUUGGCGCUUGCUUGUUGAUGGCCAGAGUUUUGUCCUUGGCAAACCCAUAUGCUUUGAAGCCAAAGGCCCCAGUGAUGCAAACAAACGUCUGUACCUGAACCGUUGUUUUGUCAGUCCCACUCCAAACCCUCAGUCGAUGGAGAAAUAUUCUGUGGUGGAGAAUUAUGGAUGCCUGGUGGACAGCAAGAACAGCAUUCUGACGAAGUUCCACACCAGUGUUAACAAGAUGACUGUGAGGCUUUGCGUUGCAGCUUUUCUGUUUAAAAACAUGGUUUCUCUGCCACAGUCCAAAAAGACCAUGUUUAUGCAUUGUGAGUUGGACUUUGGACCACAGACUCCUACACCAACUGCCAAGUCUUGCACGUACAAUGCAAAAACCAAGAUGUGGACUGAGCUAUAUGGCGACGCCACUGUCUGCGACUGUUGUUCAUCUACAUGUCCUACUUCUCAACUACCAUCUGAUAAGAAAAUGAUCACCAGUGAGUCUUGGGACUUGAAGAUGCGCCCGGAAACCUCAUCAACUCCUUCACCAGAGUCCAUGCCUGCAUUUUCUUUAUCUGACCAUGAUGACUUUGAGUUGUUCUGGGAAUCAGAUGAUUACUAGGAGGAUGUUUGUUUUUGUUUUUUACAGAACGCAGAUGUCUUAAGGACUCUAAAGUGCCAAUUUUGUGGUUAUGCCUUGUGAAGUUAAUGUGAUAAACUGAAGUUACAAAU